Messenger RNA from Pocillopora damicornis (cauliflower coral), 3605 nucleotides. RefSeq names its product PP2C-like domain-containing protein CG9801. The record is from RefSeq and is a predicted model, not a curated record. Lineage: Eukaryota; Metazoa; Cnidaria; Anthozoa; Scleractinia; Pocilloporidae.
AACUGGAAAAGAGUUGACUUGCGAGUCCCGGUGAACUUCAAAACUGAAAUGUAAGGUUUAUUUGUUUAAAUGAAAUUGGAUGCCUAAGUUUAAAGUACAAGUGAAUUGGAAGGUCCAAUAUUCCUGUAAUUCGUCAUCUGUUUGUAAAAGAAAAGGCUACAAGUAAUUGUUAAAAGCUUUAAAAUGCGUCGUCAUGUCUCAUGUUAACAAAUUUCGAAAUAGAGUUUACAGUAACAGACUGGCGUAGGAGGUUUGACGUUCGGCACGUAUUCAGAUCCUACGUCAUCGAGACAACACGUGAUCCUGGUACGCCUCCAGUCUCCGACAUAAGCGAUGUAAUUAGUAACGAGAUCAGGAUAUGAUCGGGCGUAAGAUUUUUAGUUUGUAAAACUGGUCAAAUCGAGCUAAUAUACAUUUUUGUGCUCCAGACGAUUUUGAAUACAAAAUGGUCGACAUUGAUGCCUUCGUUUUGGGGUCGAAAACCAUUAGGGAUAUGCUCUCAAACGGAAAUUUAGAUAGUGGUAUCGUGAGCGACUACAAUUCAGAUGAAGAUGAAACCGUGUCUCUCGACGGAAAUUUGGAUUUUUCGAAGAUAUUGCAUGAAAAGAUGAGAGAAAUAAUGGUCAGAGAAAGUGAAGUUGAGUGGAGCAGUAAUUAUUGCGACUUGCCAUGCCACAGAAUUGUCCAACCAAGCAAAAAAUUUUAUGCUGCGGCAACAGGCCCAGACGAUGGUGCAAAGAACAUCAUUCUAGAGCUUAGCAGUAAACCAGAGUGUAAGAAAACCAAGAAAGCGAAAGAUUGUGAUCCAUUUGGGGAAUGGAUAAAGGGGCACUCCCGCGCUUAUGGAAUUGGAACCUCACUGUAUGAUUGCAAUCCAAUCACAAAGUUAUUUUCGGGAGAUCCAGUAGCUGAUGUCUUUGCAGUGAUUGCUGGAGAAAACAGUUGCAUUCUUGCUCUAGCUGAUGGUGUAAACUGGGGAGAGAAUUCAAGGUUAGCUGCAAGAUGCGCUGUAGCUGGAUGCCUCCAUCAUUUAAGCCAGCAUUUGUACACAGCAACUACAACUCGAGAGAUCAUGUGCAUGCUUUUUGAAGCAUUUGAGAAUGCACAGAAAUGCAUCAUUAAUAAGAAUGCAACGAUGACAACUCUUUGCGUGGCUGUUGUUUGUCAACUCAAAGAAAUGGACAGAUGGGGACUUUGUGUUGUCAAUGUUGGGGACAGCCUUGCCUUUGUUCACAGAAAAAGCAAAGGUGUCCAAGAGGUCACUAUUGGCUCCCAUUAUGACACCCAGGAGAGAGACAUGCGCGAUCCUGGCGGCUCUUUGGGUCCUGUGGAUGGCUACAACCCCGAUUUGAGAAAUUUAACUUUCUCAUUCACCUUUCUCGACGCAGGAGACAUUGUCUUUCUUACUAGCGAUGGUGUUUCUGAUAACUUUGAUCCUGUGAUAGCUCAGUGUAAUCACUGUACAAGUUCUGAACUAGUGCGAACCCACAGUCUUGACUCCAUGCUGCAUGAAAUCAAUAGGAGUGCUAGGGAUCAGGAAGUAAUUUCAUCCCUGACUAGUAGCAGCAGAAGUGAUCAGGACAUUCCACAGCGCACGCAUGAUGCUCCCAUUACAAGGCACCAAAAGAUGCUUGCUGACAUGACAGAGGUGAUCCAGAAAGAAAGUCUCGAAGAUCAUAUCUCAGCACGCCAUGUCUGUGCCAAGCUCCUUUCACAUGUUAUAGUGUGCACUGACAAAAAGCGCAAAUAUCUGGAGCAAAUCAGCAAAGAUGAUCAGCGCUUAACUACAACAGACAAGAGAUAUCGGCGAGCCAGAGAUAAAGAAAUUUCCCGGCAUAUGCAAGACCUGCCAGGGAAGCUAGAUCACGCAGCUGUGGUUGCAUUUGAAGUUGGCCACUUCUCAGCUGAGCCUGACCAGCCAGAGUCAGAACAACAGAUUGAUGGAAAACCCAAAAUGAGCAUCAUAAACUUUUUCCGUGGAUGGAAGAAAAAUGGAAGAAGAGUGUCAGAGGAAGAUUAUAACAAUUCUAUUGAAAUGGUUGCCACAGAUUCUUUUAAAGAGCUCUAUUCCUUAUUUGGUAGUUAAAGGAUUCUCAUAUGACAGUCUUGUCCACACAUCCUGUAACCGUUUUAAGCCGUUCUGACUGAGAAGUUGAACUAUGUUGGAGCUGACAUGUGCAGCUGUUCAAUUUUUUUACCUUAGAUAUUUAGUGAAGUGAACUUUCUCAAACUACUUUAGAAUGUGGAAAACUGACAGGACUUUUUCAUCGAAGUCUUCAAUCAUAUGUAUUUCAAAAUCAUAUGUGCACAUUCUUAUGUUUAUAGAAAGUUUGUACAUAACAUUCCAAAAUGUAUUUAGUGCUUUAAAGCUUUUAGAAUAUUUGUAUGAAUCAUUUAGUUAAACAGUUGAAGAUUAGGGGUUGUUAAACAUUAAGAAAAGAUUUUGUAGUAAUGCUACACUAAAAUUAUUAAUGGGCUUUUUCAUGUUAGCAUCAUUUUAUUUAUGCUUCUGGAAUUAAUUUCUGUCCCUUUCAUAAAUACAUCUAUUAAUCUCAGUACACUGAAGUUGAAAUUUCAAAAAAAUUAAAACCCAGAAGAAUUCUGAAUUCUGUAUUUUCUAAUUUUUAUAUUGAUUUAUGCAGAAAAGCAGACACAUAACAGAUCUAAAAUUAGAUUUUAUGACUAGUUAGGGAAUAAAUUGAUAGUUUUUCUUUAGUUCUAAUGCAUCACAGGAGUACAUUUUUUAAAAGAUAGUACACAAUUCUAGAGAGAGACAUCUGUCAGUGUAUUAUUGUGACUAAAUAUAGCAUUUCUUUUUAUAGAAAUAAAUUACAGGAGUGUCAGUUGCUACGUGCUGUUUACCAGAUAUUUUAUUUGUCUUGCCAAGCAGGCAGGGAUAACCUACAUGAUGGAUUGGAUUACCUUAACACUAACACAACACUCCCAAAAGUGUUUGACAUGCAAAUUCUCCUCACAAUUUUUGUAUAUAAUUCACUUAACUUGUGACGAGAAUAGACACUUCAAUCAGAUUAAGAGAGCUAUGUUGAUGUAAUAACAAAUUCUUGAAACUGUUUGCAUGGAAAUGUACAGCAGCAGAACAGGAUAAUUACAAAUCAUAUCUUUGGAGUUAAAGUUUCAAGAAAAUUCAUGCGUGGCCUUGACACUUGACAUGCAAUGUGAUCAAUCUACACUUGCAGUUUUCAUUAGAAUUAUGGAAAUCAGUGCUCAUCAACCAACAAAAUGUGAUUGCCACUGCAAUUCCUUUAAUUUGGAUUAGAAGUUUGCUCUACUUAGUUUGAGCGUUUUUAUGUUGACAUUUAGGGCUACAGGGCGUGGCAGAAUUCCCAUGACUGAGAUAGACAAGUGCAAGCCAUCUGGGCCAAAGCUGUACUUUGAUGCACUCUAAGUUAUAUUCUUAAAAAAAAAAAAGCAAUUUGCAUGUGUUUAGACUUCUGUUGUAUUUAUAAAUAGAACAGAUUGCCUUUUUUGAAAACAGAAUUAAAGUGAAUUGUAUAUGUUCCUAGUUAAGGAGAUCAGAGAAAAAUGAUUGUUAUUAUUCUGUUAAAUCUUUUUAAAAAAGUAAAAUAAAAUCAAUUUAAAUUCCA